Molecule: messenger RNA, 1827 nt
Organism: Octopus sinensis (East Asian common octopus)
Lineage: Eukaryota; Metazoa; Mollusca; Cephalopoda; Octopoda; Octopodidae
Product: cilia- and flagella-associated protein 100-like
Exons: 15
Coding region: 138-1706 (522 amino acids)
Source: RefSeq, a predicted model, not a curated record
GCGGCGCUGUCGAUGCUUCUGUUGCUAUGACAGCAAAUGUAGUUUGAAUGGGUUUGCAAAGAUAAUAAAUAACAACAACAACAACAACAAUCAUCAUCGUUGGAGACGUUGCCACGGAGAGAGUCUGACCUGUGAGGAUGGAGGACGAUACUCUGAAGUCUUCGAGGACAAGUGAUUCGUCAUAUCCCAAGAACCCCUUCAAGAUGGCAAUCGAUGCAGACAUUUUUGAACUCCGCGAAAAAGAGAGGAUGAUCAAAAACGAAGAGAGGUUGAAACAGAAGAACCUGAAGAUCCACCAGAAGGUCACGUAUGCACACAAGAUCAAAUCCCACAAAAGAAUUACCAUGAAACCAGAUGAGGACCUGGAAGAAGAGGGAGAAGAAGAAGAAAGCAAAUCCGUCAAAGAUGAUUCCCAGUUCACCAUUGCCAUUACGAAAGAUCGAAGAUUUGAAAGAGAAACCAUCGGUGAAUAUAUUUCCAAGAAGAGAGAGAUGUUUCGUGUCCAGUAUGCCAUUGGUGUGAUGCGACACGAGAUGCGGAAGCUGGACGAAAUCGCUCAGGCGGAAGAAAGGAAGCUGGAAAUGGCGGAACAGUAUUUGGAGGAAGAUGCUUCCAUGUUUGAUGAAUUCUUGAAGGAAAAUGAUAAGAGUUCUGUUGAAGCCAUAAAGAUUGCUGAACAGGAAACGAAAGAAAAACUAGAGAAAGUUGCCGAAAUCAAGAAGAUCAAUGCAUCAAUAAUGUCACUAAAAUCUGAAAUAUCAAAAGCUGAAGAUACAUUAAAGGAGUACAAGAUAUACAGGGACUUUCUGGAGAAUCUUGCACCAGUGGAAUGGCAGGAAGAAAUAAAACAAAAACGGAAAGACCGGCGGCAACUGAGACAUAAGAAGUCGAUGCAACGGGACCAAACAAGCAUUGAACAAGAAGAAAGCAAGAUAAAGCGUUUCAGUGAAACGGACAGUCAUACAUCCAGCAACGAAUUUACAGACAGCGACAGUGAUGACGAAGUGGAACUGUACUUCACAACUCCGCAGCAAGUGUUGGACAUUUUCUCUGAACUCGAAGAACAGAAUCUGACUUUGAUCCAGAACACCCAGGAGACGGAGGAGACCCUGGAGGACAUCAAACAGUCGUUCGAAGCCAACCGAAAGAAAAUGGAGAAAGAAACCUGGUCCCUUAAAGACCAAAUUGAAAAGACCAAAGUUAAAAUACAAGAAGAAGAAGAAAUGGCAGCGGAUCUUGAAAUGAAAGUAAAAUUGUUCUCAGCAAGUGGUAACAUGCAGUCGGCUGACCAAAAUUCUAUGCUUGAGGAACUAAACAAGAAGGUUGAAGAAGUCUAUCGAGGUAUUAUCGGAAGUAACGAAGCCAACAUCGAUACCCUACAGAUGCUGACCAACAUUGAGAACCGUCUGGAGGAAUUGUUCGAACUGGAGGAAUCUUUGCCGGCCGACAAAGUGGAGGCGGCCAAACGGAGCAAAGAGAAGGAGAGACGCCUGAAGAUGAGGGAGCAGAAACUCAAACUACAGAAGCUUCAUCAGGAAGAACGCAUGAAGAAGUCUUUGGAACGAGCCAAAGCUGAGCCAAAGAAAAUGUAUGGCAAGAAGCUGAUGCCAAGAUCGGAUCCUCCACGGCUGAAAAAGAAAGAAGAUAAGAAAGUUGAUGAAACAUCUCGAGAAGAGGAGGAACUUGCCUACUUUUUCACUGAAUGAGGAAGGCAUCUCCCUUUUCUGAUGGUGUCCUUUGGCCUUGGAUCAAUUUAAAGUUUACCUUUGUGUCACUGAAGAUUUUAGAGACAGAGAUAGAGAUAGAGAGAGAGGGGGUGGAGAAGGA